Messenger RNA from Tauraco erythrolophus (red-crested turaco), 507 nucleotides. The record is from RefSeq and is a predicted model, not a curated record. NCBI's taxonomy places the organism in Eukaryota, Metazoa, Chordata, Aves, Musophagiformes, Musophagidae.
GUAAAGGUUGUCAUUUUGGGACAAGAUCCGUAUCAUGGACCUAAUCAAGCUCACGGGCUCUGUUUCAGUGUCCAGAAGCCUGUUCCGCCUCCCCCCAGUCUAGAAAAUAUUUACAAAGAACUCUCUACAGAUAUUGAGGACUUCACGCAUCCUGGUCAUGGUGACCUGACCGGCUGGGCCAAGCAAGGAGUGCUCCUGCUCAACGCCGUCCUCACGGUGCGAGCUCACCAGGCCACCUCGCACAAGGAGCGAGGCUGGGAGCAGUUCACGGACGUGGUGGUGUCCUGGAUCAACAAGAACUUGCACGGGGUUGUCUUCAUGCUGUGGGGAGCCUACGCCCAGAAGAAGGGCAGCUCCAUUGACAGGAAACGCCACCACGUCCUGCAGACGGUUCAUCCCUCCCCGCUGUCCGUCAGCAGAGGGUUUUUCGGCUGUCGGCAUUUCUCAAAGACCAAUGAGUUGCUCAAGAAAUCCGGCAAGAAGCCCAUUGACUGGAGAGCGCUCUGA